Molecule: messenger RNA, 342 nt
Organism: Arctia plantaginis
Lineage: Eukaryota; Metazoa; Arthropoda; Insecta; Lepidoptera; Erebidae
Source: the annotation of a GenBank genome assembly
AUGGCAAAGGUAGUUGUCGUUUUUUCUCUAAUGGUGUUGAUUUCUUCGUUCGUGGAAGGAAGAGAUUGGCAGUUCCAGUCAAUAAAGAGGUUAAAACGUGGUUUCAACGGCGGCUCUGGUAAACUAGGCUCGUACGGACGAAGUGAAGAAGACGCAAGCCUCAGCAGAGAAGCUCUGAACGCUUGCAGUGGGGAAAUAAAUAAGAGCGACAGUCGUGAGCUGCUAGAAUAUAACAGAGACGGCCGUUCGAACGAUAACCAUCACGGACAUCGCUCCUUUAGUAAAGCCUCCGCUUCCGCCUCCGCUAGCGCUUAUAAUCAGAACCACAAUUAUGCAGCUUAA